CCAACUCACAACCUCUCCAACAACCAAGACACCCUCAGCUUCUCUAGAAGGACGCAAGAGUCCCAAGAUGAAGGUGGUGUUCCUGACUCUCCUCCUUGGUCUGGUUUGUGGGGCCCAGGAAACUCCAGCUGAAAUAGACCCCUCAAAGGUCACAGGAGAGUGGCGCACCAUUUAUGUGGCCGCGGAUAACAAGGAGAAGGUUGUGGAAGGGGGCCCACUGAGGUGUUAUAAUCGUCAGAUUGAAUGCAAAAAUGACUGCGAAUACCUGCUCAUUUCAUUUUAUGUCAAAUUUGACGGCAGAUGCGAGUUUUUCUCGGAAGAGCUCAAGAGACAAGAAGGCGGUAUUUACGUCAUAGAAUUCGCAGGUACAAAUUAUUUGCAAAUCAUUCAUGUAACAGACAACAUACUGGUAUUUUAUUUUGAAAACGAUGAUGGACAGAAGAUCACAAAAAUAACUGAAGCUUCUGCCAGAGGAACCAGUUUCACUCAAGAAGAACUUCAGAAGUAUAAGGAGCUGAACAGUGAAAGGGGGAUUCCAAAUGAAAAUAUUGACAAUGUCAUCGAAACAGACAACUGUCCUCCAUAAGAACAGAGAACAUCAGCUUGAAGAAAACAAAGUUAAGAAUAUGAGCAGCGUCCCAACACUAAUGGGUCACACUCAUUCGUAUGAAGAUAACAGACUUUUUCCUUGAAAUCAUCAUUUCUUCUCUCCCAGGAGGUCAUGACCCAUGACUGUCCUACUAUGAAACUCCUAGUGCUGUUGCCGAUGUUACCGGAUUUCUAAACUGAUCAAUAAACUGAUUAAUGCAC
Molecule: messenger RNA, 810 nt
Organism: Odocoileus virginianus texanus
Lineage: Eukaryota; Metazoa; Chordata; Mammalia; Artiodactyla; Cervidae
Product: allergen Bos d 2-like
Molecular function (GO): odorant binding; small molecule binding
Source: RefSeq, a predicted model, not a curated record